Xyrauchen texanus (razorback sucker) is the source of this 4218-nucleotide messenger RNA. RefSeq names its product zinc finger protein 384-like. Gene Ontology annotation, biological process: central nervous system development; regulation of transcription by RNA polymerase II. Bases 217 to 1986 code for a protein of 589 amino acids. Gene Ontology annotation, cellular component: nucleus. Lineage: Eukaryota; Metazoa; Chordata; Actinopteri; Cypriniformes; Catostomidae. Gene Ontology annotation, molecular function: RNA polymerase II cis-regulatory region sequence-specific DNA binding; DNA-binding transcription factor activity, RNA polymerase II-specific. The transcript is spliced from 12 exons. The record is from RefSeq and is a predicted model, not a curated record.
GGCGGUGAACGUUUAAUCAUUUUGACCUCAUUCACCGGAAGUUUAGUCGUGCUAAAUCGGACAGCCCUUCGAGAGAGAGAAAAAAAAUAGAAAAAAAAAUUGAGGGGAAAAAAAUCGGUGAAUCCAAGGGGUUUGGGCGGAUUUGGACGAAGUUUCCGAACUGUCCCAGCCCGGAGUAGCCCUGGGGGUUGAAAGGGAAUCGCCAGCACCGAAAUUAUGGAAGAUUCCCAUUUCAACUCAUCAUACUUUUGGUCUCCCGUUCCAACAGUGCAAGGACAGAUUGAGAAUGCCAUGUUUCUGAAUAAGAUGAAAGAACAGCUGGGUCCGGAGAAGAGCGCUUCUUUUCCGCACUCGUCCACAGCGCACUACCCUACGGCGGUGCUGACGGUGCCAGGCACGGUCACCAUGGACGCAGGAUCUAUCGGGAGGGUGCCCAAACAAGAGGGUGGAGGAGGUGGUGCAUCAGGGGUGCAAAUGGGUGGCGUGGGAGCGCACCUGCACCCGCCUCACACAUCCCACAACAUCACGGUGCUGCCCGUACAGUCUACGGGCAUCAUGACAGCAGCGGGGUUGGUGAUCACGACUCCUCAGGGCACGCUGGUCACUCCUCCCGCCUCCUCUCAGUCUUUUGUUUCUGGCCCACCCACAACGACCAUGAUUGUGUCUGCGCUACACUCAUCCACCACAGAAGAUGGUUGGCCCCCCUCCCUCUAUCUUCACAGCCACAACAAGAAAGAAGAUGGCAGUAUUCCACCAGCUGUAGUCAUGCCAGCACCCUCGAAGCGUGGCAGAAAGAAGAAGUCCAUGAUGUCAAGGGUCGGCCCCAUUUCAACCCACACACUUGCCACAGGAAGUGAUGCGCUGAUUCUUGCACACCUGGCUGCUGGGGGACAGCACAACACAAGUGACCCCUAUGACCUCUCCAACGAUGAGGAUGAUCAUCCAGGCAAAGAUGGGAACAAGUCCUACAGGUGCCGGAUGUGUGCGGUGACUUUCUUCAGUAAAUCAGACAUGCAGAUUCACGCCAAGUCACACACUGAAGCGAAACCACAUAAAUGUCCGCACUGUUCCAAAUCCUUUGCCAACUCCAGCUAUCUGGCGCAGCACAUCCGCAUCCACAGCGGGGCUAAACCCUACACCUGCUCCUACUGCCAAAAAACCUUCAGACAGCUCAGCCACUUACAACAGCAUACACGAAACCACACAGAGGGCAAACCGCACAAGUGUCCUCACUGCUCCAAAUCAUUUGCCAACUCCAGCUACCUGUCCCAGCACAUCCGUAUCCACAGCGGGGCCAAACCCUACACCUGCUCCUUCUGCCAGAAAACCUUCAGGCAGCUCAGUCACCUACAGCAGCACAACAGGAUCCAUACUGGUGAUAGGCCGUACAAGUGUGUCCAUCCCGGCUGUGAGAAAGCUUUCACCCAACUUUCCAACCUCCAGUCUCAUCGGAGACAGCACAACAAGGACAAGCCAUACAAAUGUCACAAUUGUAACCGUGGUUACACAGAUGCGACUAGCUUGGAGGUUCACUUGUCUACACACACCGUAAAACAUGCCAAACUCUACUCUUGUGGCCUCUGCAAUCGUGCAUACACAUCUGAGACGUACCUGAUGAAACACAUGCGAAAACAUAACCCUGACCCUCUGACGGUAGCAGCUGCGGUGGCUGCUCAGCAAGCCCAGCAGGGCCAGAACCCGGCUCAGCCCCUGGGCAGGGGUCGUGGGCGAGGUAGAGGUGCUGGAGCUGUGGCUGCAGGUGCCGGAACAGCGUCUCAAGCACAGAACCAGCCCAAUCCCACGGCACCAACCAGUUAUUCUGUUACAGAGGGAUUGCCCUGCCCUUUCGACCUGCAUCAGUACAAAACCGUUUCUGCUGGAGAGAUCCAGUACAAGCCUGUCAGUGUGGCCGACUUGGUGGCCCACAAAGAUCUCUGCCUCACUGUUUCAACGUCGGCCAUCCAGGUGGAGCACAUGAACUCGUAGAGGAAUGAACUCCGAGAGAAGACAUGGACCAUGAAUUGGGAAGGAAAUAAAAACACUGCCUUUGGACAAAAGAGGAGCUCCAAAUACACAACUGGCAGUUUGAAGGCGAGUGCAGGUUUAGUGACGGAGAGGAAAAGAAGGGCUUUCAGGAGAGCAGCACAUGAACAAUGCAAAUUGUCUUUCUUAAGGCUUGCUCUGCAGUGUCUCAGAAGAGGCUUUAAGGUGUCAUGAUGGCUUACUUUAUUUAGUGAUCAUUUAUAUACUAGUAAUGUCCAGCACCCAACCCCCCUACACACACAUUUUGUCACUAUACCGUGCAUUACCACGAUAACAGUUUAACUAUUAGAGGAAUAAUUCACCCAAAUAUGAUAAUUCAUCAUUUACUAAACUUUGUCAUCUCUAACGUGUAUGACUUUCUUUCUUCACAAACUUAAGAUAUUUUAAUGGAUACAUGAUGUCUGUUUGUCCAUAUAAUGAAUGAAUGGUGACAAAUUUCCAAGCUCCAAAUAGGACAUAAAUGCAGCAUAAAAGUAAUCCAUUAGACUCCAGUUGUUUAAUCCAUGUCUUCUGAAGCAAUCCAAUCGAUUUUAGGUGAGAACAGACCAAAAUAUAACUCCUUUUUCACUAUAAAGCUUUACGUCCUUGGCCAUCAUGAUUUCAAACUUGAUUUCACUUUCUAGCACUCUGUGCAUGCAUCAAGCACUAGGAUGUGUAAUCGAGCUUGAAAUCAUGAUCGAGCCUAGAGAUUGCAACAGCAAGUUGUACAGUAAAAAUGAGUUACAUUUUGGUAUGUUGGCGAGACUAAGCUAUAAACUUUGAGUUCAUUUUCAUACCGUGACUGUGCAAGAUUUAAUAACAUGGGAAACAUUUUAAACAAGUAUUUAUGUUUACUUUUCUGGUUAACAGACUAGCACAUGCUUUUAUCAAGUUGUGAAAACCAGCUUCCACUUAUUUCACGUUCAUGCUGAACACAUUUAGACUGCAGAGUUCCUGUUUCUUCCGGUUUACAAAAUGGCUACUAGUUUACAUUCCCUGGAGUAUUCCAGAGCCUCUAAUGGUGCUUGCAUACUUGCAUUGCAUUUUUCCAGUACGAGUCAUGAUCUCAAUGCAUGCUCGAUGCAUGAAAAAGCUUUCUAGUUUACCAUUUUCAAAAUCCUACCACACUUGUAAGCUGUUAUGAAGUUUUAAUGCCUUGAUGACACUGCUUUGCUUGCCUCCUGAUUGACAUUUUGAGUAAAAGUGCAACUGGUUUGUCACUACCGGCUGAGAGGCCUGUUGGAAAUUGGAAGGAGGUGGCUAAGUUAUAAACUGCACUAGAGUGGUGGAAAAAAGCUAAAGGUUACAUGGGAUAUGGCACUUAAAUGAUCGUUUUUUUUUAUUCAUUGACUCUGUUUUUCAUCAUUUACAUUUUAGCCAUUUAUAACAUGUAUGUAUUUUUAUAUUGUCCUUGUGUAUGUAUGUAUAUGUAUAUAUGUGUGUGUGUGUGUGUGUGUGUGUGUGUGUGUGUCUUUGAAGGGUUGAUUGAAAGAGCACGUGAGAGAACAUUUAAAAAAAAAAGGAGAUUUAUGUGUGGAAACAUCUAUAAAGUUGUCAGAUUUUUUAACGGAAAAGAGUCCAGUCGUUUUAUAUUCUUUUGACCCUCCCAACUGUUUUUUUUUGUUUUGUUUUCAGAAAGGGAGGGGAUAAAAAUGAUUGUGCAAACAACAAUUUGUUUACCAGGUACUAUUGGGUAGUUUUUUGUUAUGUUUUAAACCUUUAAUACCAACUACUAUAUCAACUGUUCUUUUUUUAUGCAAUUAUAUUCAUUAUUAUCCACUGGGAGUUACUGUGUACAUAUAGAGAAUGUGUUCAUUCUGAAAAAAGGGAAGGGUUGGCUUCUGGUGCAGUUGAAAUAUGAUUAUUUUUUACAUGUAUUAAAAGGCAACAUUAGGGAUCAGAAUAAAGGUUGUUAACAUAUUGCUAAGCCAUUUAAUCACUGACAUCCACGAUGCCAUCUGUGUCCAGUUAGCAGCCAGGUGAAUGGCUGGUCCUACAUGUAUAAUCCUUGUUGUAACCCAUUAUAUGUCUUUGGAAAAUAACUCCGUUCUCAAUAUUAUUAUAUGUGCAACUUCUUUCGCUCCUACUACUUAUUAACUACUCUUUAAGAUGACUUUGCUGUAUAAACUCUCAUUCAUCAAACGUAACUGUUUCUCCUAAUAUGAACAAUAAAAGAAGAUUAAAAGAAAAACAAUU